Austrofundulus limnaeus is the source of this 2456-nucleotide messenger RNA. It is a transcript of the gene alg10, whose product is annotated as ALG10 alpha-1,2-mannosyltransferase. Gene Ontology annotation, cellular component: endoplasmic reticulum. Gene Ontology annotation, molecular function: dolichyl pyrophosphate Glc2Man9GlcNAc2 alpha-1,2-glucosyltransferase activity. The transcript is spliced from 3 exons. Bases 254 to 1678 code for a protein of 474 amino acids. Gene Ontology annotation, biological process: protein N-linked glycosylation; dolichol-linked oligosaccharide biosynthetic process. The record is from RefSeq and is a predicted model, not a curated record. Lineage: Eukaryota; Metazoa; Chordata; Actinopteri; Cyprinodontiformes; Rivulidae.
UCUCACUUUUUUUUAAAAGCAAAAUAGGAACGAAUGAUAAGGAAAAUGUUCCGCUAUCGAGCCUAUUUCUAAGGCGGACAUCCGGUUGUACUUCCGCUUAUUGACACUGACCAGAUUUACUUGUUUUCUCUGCUAGUUUAAGUAGUUUCGCGUUUUCAUUGGAUGAAUCUGAUCACUAUGCAUGAUAAACUAAAUUAUAUCAGUUAUUAUUCUUACGACAAAUAGACAGUUUAGUCGCGCGCCGUCGUCAAGCAUGGAGAAAUUUGAAGGCUACAUUUUCACGGCUCUCUGCAGCACCAACUUCUUGGUGUCCUGCCUGCUCUUCUCUAAAAUCACCCGCGAGCAGAGGGAGCCGUACAUGGACGAGAUCUUUCACAUCCCUCAGGCUCAAAAAUACUGCAGUGGGAAAUUCAAUGAGUGGGACCCGAUGAUCACGACUCUCCCGGGCCUUUACCUGGUCUCCGUGGGCGUGAUCAAGCCCGUGGUGUGGCUGGCCGACCUGACGGGCGAGGUGGUGUGCUCCACCGCCAUGCUGCGCUUCAUCAACCUGCUCUUCAACUGCGGCAACCUGUACCUGAUCUACCUGCUGCUCUGCAGGCUGCACCUGCGGGAGAAGACACGAACGACGUGGCGCAGAAUCCUGUCRGCGCUGUCCCUCUCCACCUUCCCCGUGCUCUACUUCUUCAACUUCCUGUACUACACGGACGCSGGGUCGACCUUCUUCAUCCUCUUCGCCUACCUCAUGAUGCUGUACGGCUGCCACAAGGCCGCGGCGCUCCUCGGCGUCUGCGCCGUGCUCUUCCGCCAGACCAACAUCGUCUGGGUGGCGUUCUGCGCCGGCACGGUGGCGGCCGCCAAGAUGGACGAGGCCUGGAGGGCGGAGCACGCCAAGAAGAGGGACGAGAAGUCUCCUCCCCCSCAGGUGCCUCUGACGUUCGGCGGAGCGAAGCGCGUGCUGCUUUUCUCCCUGGACUUCUUCACCUCGCCCRGCCACGUGAAGGCCGUGCUGCUGGGGGCGUGGCCCUACGCGGCGGUGGGCGUGGCUUUCCUCGCGUUCGUCCUGUUCAACGGCGGGAUCGUUGUCGGCGACAGGUCGAGCCACGAAGCCUGCCUCAACUUCCCCCAGCUCUUCUACUUCCUGUCCUUCUCCCUCCUCUUCUCCCUCCCCGUCUCGCUGUGCUACCACCGCUUGCUCCGCCUCCUGCAGGCUGUCAGGAAGCAGCCGCUCCUCUUCCUCUUCAUCACGGCGCUCUCCGUGCUCCUCGUGUGGAAGUUCACCUUCGUGCACAAGUACCUCCUGGCAGACAACCGCCACUUCCCGUUCUACGUGUGGAGGAAGGUCUACCAGCGGCACGAGCUGGUGCGCUUCCUCCUCGCCCCGGCGUACGUCCUGGCCGGCUGGAACUUCCUGGACUCCCUGCGGUCGCGCUCGCUCUUCUGGAGCCUGGCCUACCUGGCGUGCGUGGCGUGCGCCACCRUCCCCCAGAGGCUCCUGGAGUUUCGCUACUUCGUGGUGCCGUACCUGAUGUACCGCCUGCACAUGCCCCUCCCCCCGCUGCACAGGCUCGCCGGGGAGUUCCUGCUGUACGCCGCCGUCAACGCCGCCACCAUCUACGUCUUCGUCGCCAAGACGUUCCGCUGGCCGGACAGCGCGGCYGCGCAGAGGUUCAUGUGGUGAUCUCCGUUUAUCUGUCGGGAGGGCUGGAGUCUGUGGAGCGGACGCUGAAAAUCUCACAUUUCAACAAGUUUUGUUUUCAAAAGAAAGAAAUAAAGAGUCGAAACAUUAACAUAUCUGGUCUGUUUGGAAAGAAUUAAACAUCUUUAUCCUCCACAGGUUGUAAACAUGACUUUGAAAACUCAAUGAAUUUUCUUAUGACUGUUUUUUUUACUGUAAUUGUAAGAAAAAAAAUCAAUACAAGCUGUAUUUAUGAGCAAAAGAGACCAAAAGUGAUGAUAGCCAUACGAUAAGCCUUCUCCUCGUCAGGUCACUGAGGUUUGUGUGUUUUUAACUGAGGUCACAACUUUAAUUAUAACAACCUGUUAAAUAAUUUAGAUGUUUAGUUUUUUAUGUACUCUGUGAUUUUCUGUCAUGUGGUUAAUUUAGUUAAACUGCCUUUGUUUUGAGUUAACCCAAUGUUCUUCAAUUUUCUGUUUGUUGUUGCAAAUGUUGGAGCCAAUAGAUGAAAUGUUUAACUGACAGAUGACCUUUUUUUUUUUGUUUUUCUAAGUAAAAUUUAGGGUUUCCAAAUAUUUAAAAAAAAAUAAUUCUGAUCAGUCGUUACAUUUUUAAAUUUUACUUCUUGGUUUAUCUCGAACGUUUGCUGGCUGUUCAGCCUGGUCCUCUUACUUCCUGUGUGUAUUUGUGUCCAUCCAGCUGUAAAUUCGCUGCUCCUCUGUUGGUACCAUUUUGAAUAAAAAUGUCUUUUUGUAAAAAAAUAAAAAAAAAAUCUGUCUUA